AUGUGUCUCUUGCGUUCGAUUUUCCGGCGGCUUGAAUUCGAUGGAAAUGGAAUCAACAUCGUCUCCUCUUACGUCACCACCGGUUGGAGCUGGACUUCACAGAAUCUUUCCCAAAUCACCACCGGCGAAAGCUUCCGACGACUGGAUACUUGGAUCGUCGAUGAGGUGCUCUGGAACGUCAUCAUGGCGGUAGAGUCUCUUGUUCUUGCACUUAUGCUUGGUUGUUACUUCGUCUUCUGCGGUUGUACUCUGUAA
Lactuca virosa is the source of this 255-nucleotide messenger RNA. NCBI's taxonomy places the organism in Eukaryota, Viridiplantae, Streptophyta, Magnoliopsida, Asterales, Asteraceae. The record is from the annotation of a GenBank genome assembly.